GAUUAGACAUCUUCUGCGAGGAAGAAUGAAUUUCAGGAGCUCUCACUAAAUCAGACAAAGACAUUCAGUCCCUCUGACGGAGCAGGGCAAACUGAGUGGGCAUACAAGUUACCUGGAGAAAGAGAGAGAUGGAUGCAGAGGCUGAAGAUAAAACGCUACGUACUCGCUCUAAAGGAACCGAGGUGCCAGUGGGUUCUCUAAUCCAGGAACUCAGCGCUGCGUGUGGUUGCUCCACGGCAAAGAAGAGGAGAGCUGAGGAGCAGGCCUUGGGGGUCCCGGUCAACAAGAGGAAAUCCCUGCUGAUGAAGCCCCGACACUACAGCCCCAGCACAGACUGCCAAGAAGACAGUGGGGACAGGACCGAGGAGGACAGCCUCAUGGAGACACAAGAUCACUCCGCUGCAGAAGAAAUUAUGACCAAACCUAUGGAUGAAAACCUUCAUUCAACUGCACAAGAAAACUCCAAUGAGAAGGAAGACAGAUACACUUGUUAUCAAGAGCUCGUGGUCAAAUCUUUCAUGCAUUUGGGGAAACUUAAAAACAAUGUGUCUGUUCAGGCCAUAAGUGAAAACUUAAAUGACAGUGGCAUCCAGUCUUUAAAAGCAGAGAGUGACAAAGCAGAUGGGUGCUUUAUGAUUCAUUCUGACGAUGGGAGAGACAAGAUCAAUGAUGCACAGGCACCGUUCUGCUCCUCUGAUGACAACGAAAGUAACUCUGAAGCUGCAGAGAAUGGCUGGGAUAGUGGCUCCAACCUCUCGGAAGAAACCAAACCACCUAGAGUCCCAAAGUAUGUUUUAGCUGAUAAUCAAAAAGACUUCUUGGAAGUUCCCGACAUAAAAACGGAAGGUGAGAAAUUUAUCCCUUGUGAGAACAGGUGUAAUUCUGAAACAGAAAGGAGAGACCCACAGAAUGCUCAAACGGAAGUCUUGGAUGGCAAAGCCCAGCCUCCCUUCCCUGAGAUGGAGGCAGAAGGUGGCGAGAGCCUGGCAGCCGUGACGGAAGAGUCCAGUGAGCUGAAGAAAGCAAAGGGAAACUUGAGGUUGCUGGAGCAGGCGAUUGCCCUGCAGGCUGAGCGAGGUUGUGUUUUCCAUAACACCUACAAAGAGCUGGACAGGUUUCUACUGGCGCACUUAGCUGGAGAAAGAAGACAAACCAAAGUUAUUGACACGGGUGGAAGACAGAUCUUUAACAAUAAAAAUUCGCCAAGGCCUGAAAAGAGGGAGACCAAGUGCCCCAUCCCCGGGUGCGAUGGCACGGGACACGUGACGGGGCUCUACCCCCACCACCGCAGCCUUUCGGGGUGCCCUCACAAAGUGCGGGUCCCCCUGGAAAUUCUUGCCAUGCAUGAAAAUGUGCUCAAGUGUCCCACGCCAGGAUGCUCCGGGAGGGGCCACGUGAACAGCAACCGUAACACCCACAGGAGUCUUUCUGGUUGUCCAAUUGCUGCAGCUGAAAAGUUGGCAAUGUCCCAGGAUAAAAAUCAGCUUGAUUCUCCCCAAAGCGGGCAGUGCCUCGACCAAACCCACAGGACAAGCUUAGUGAAGCAAAUUGAAUUCAAUUUCCGAUCACAAGCCAUCACCUCUCCCAGAGCGACGGUGUCAAAAGAACAAGAGAAAUUUGGAAAAGUACCGUUUGAUUAUGCCAGUUUUGAUGCUCAAGUUUUUGGUAAACGCUCCCUUGUACAGACAGGGCAAGGACGAAAAACACCACCAUUUCCUGAAUCAAAGCAUUUUUCAAAUCCAGUGAAAUUUCCUAAUCGGCUGCCUAGUGCAGGCGCCCACACACAGAGCCUGAGCCGUGCCAGCUCCUACAGCUACGGUCAGUGCAGUGAAGACACCCACAUAGCAGCAGCUGCUGCCAUCCUGAACCUUUCCACCCGCUGCAGGGAAGCCACAGACAUCCUCUCCAACAAACCACAGAGUCUGCAUGCCAAGGGAGCUGAGAUAGAAGUGGAUGAAAAUGGGACAUUGGACUUAAGCAUGAAAAAAAGUCGGAUCCUGGACAAGGCCGCACCCCCAGCUUCCUCUAACACUUCCAUUCCAACUCCUUCCUCUUCCCCCUUCAAAACAAGCAGCAUUCUGGUCAAUGCAGCAUUCUAUGAGGCCCUGUGUGCUCAAGAGGGCUGGGACACUCCUAUCAACUACAGCAAAACUCCUGGGAAGGCAGAGGAGGAGAAGGAGAAAGACCCAGUGAGCUCUCUAGAAAAUUUAGAAGAAAAAAAGUUUCCUGGAGAGGCCUCUAUACCAAGCCCUAAACCCAAGCUCCAUGCAAGAGAUCUCAAGAAGGAACUAAUCACCUGCCCAACACCAGGCUGUGAUGGAAGUGGCCACGUAACAGGAAACUACGCAUCUCAUCGCAGUGUUUCUGGAUGUCCAUUAGCAGAUAAGACUCUUAAGUCCCUCAUGGCUGCGAACUCUCAGGAGCUGAAGUGUCCAACCCCAGGCUGUGAUGGUUCCGGCCAUGUGACUGGAAACUACGCUUCUCACAGAAGCUUGUCUGGCUGCCCUCGUGCAAGGAAAGGUGGUGUCAAAAUGACCCCAACCAAGGAAGACAAAGAAGACCCUGAACUUAAAUGUCCUGUGAUAGGAUGUGACGGCCAAGGUCACAUAUCAGGUAAAUACACAUCGCACCGAACGGCUUCCGGCUGUCCCCUGGCUGCCAAGAGAGAGAAGGAGAAUCCUCUCAAUGGGGCCGCCCGCCCCUGGAAACUGAACAAACAAGAACUGCCACAUUGUCCCCUGCCAGGCUGCAACGGGCUAGGCCACGUCAACAACGUGUUUGUCACCCACAGAAGCUUAUCUGGAUGUCCUCUCAAUGCACAAGCUAUCAAAAAGGGGAAGGUCUCCGAGGAGCUAAUGACCAUCAAGCUCAAAGCAACUGGAGGUACAGAGAGUGAUGAAGAAAUUAGGCAUUUGGAUGAAGAAAUAAAGGAACUGAAUGAAUCCAACCUUAAAAUUGAAGCAGAUAUGAUGAAACUUCAGACCCAGAUCACGUCCAUGGAGAGCAACUUGAAGACCAUUGAGGAGGAGAACAAACUCAUAGAGCAGAACAAUGAGAGUCUCCUGAAGGAGCUGGCGGGGCUGAGCCAAGCUCUCAUUUCAAGCCUCGCCGACAUCCAGCUUCCGCAGAUGGGACCUAUCAGUGAGCAGAAUUUUGAAGCAUAUGUAAAUACGCUCACAGACAUGUACAGCAAUCUGGAACGGGACUAUUCCCCGGAAUGCAAAGCUCUGCUGGAAAGUAUCAAACAGGCAGUGAAGGGUAUCCAUGUGUAGGAUCACAGCGCUGCUGGGCAACAGACAUUGUCAACAGCAGUCAGCUCCAGAUGGAUCCGUGAGAGGCUCGAGCCCUGCUAAGGCCUGGAGGCUGCCGUGCUGCGUCCACAACUGCAACAUUGCACUAAUUUUUUUUUUCCCCAGCUGGCAUAAAAAGGAAAGAAAAACUAUGAUAAACUCUUCGGAUGAAAAUCCCUGCAGUCGAUUAUUAGAUCUUAUUUAUUUUCCUAUGUUUUUCUUUUAUUUCUUCAUUGCACUCUUGUUUUGUAAAGUAUAUGUAAAAUAAAUGUGACAUUUUUAUAAUUUAUUUAUUACUAAUCAAAGAGUUUUUUAUCUUUUACCUGCAUUUUGAAGUCUGCCAUAUUUUUACAAGUGUGUUUAUUAAUUUAUUUUACAAUAAGAUUUAAAAUAGAAAUGCUAUUCUCAAAUCACCUCUCUUGCUGGGUUUAAAUGAGAAAAACAAAAAGACCGUGAAGGGAAUCCUUAUCUGAGGACUGCACUAUGGCCGAGUUUGGUUGUUAUUGCACAUUUCUCUCCCUCCACCCCCUUCCCCCCACACCCCUGUCACUGGUUUUUGUCUUUAUAAAUGAGUUUGCGGUCAGGUGAGCUGUGUGCAAGGAAUUAGAAGGUAAAUGGUGCCCACUAGUGGGGGAAUCCGCACUCACACAAGCACAGGAUGCUGGGAAACAGCCUGCUCAGAAUUUGUUAGCAAUAAUUAAAUAUAGCAAUCAGCAAAGUAUUCCACUUGGCUGUACGGUUUUAGUUAAUAUGAAUUAUUUAUUUGAAAUGUUUUAAAGAAACAUAAGCUUUUUUUAGUGAUGCACAUUUGUCUGUUUGUUUUUCGAGUCAUAUCAGAUAGUUGGCAACUCUUAUCCCAAGAUGAGAAAUAAGACUUGGUGUGACCAGCCAGGCUUUCCUGCCAUAUGUCGGUACAAUAUACAAGUGACAAUAUUGGUGUAGAUUUGUACUUAGCAAACACAAACACAUCCAAAUAGAAAAUUUUGUAGAUACCAUAUCCCCUGAAAUAGCAUGUAUCUUACUGGGUUGACUGGAAAGAAAUGGAAAAUACAGUAACACGUGCAAAAACGCUCCUCCGAUCUGAGCGGUUACUUCAAACACUGGCAACAUUGGUCUCACCCUCCUUAGGAAACAAGACAACAUUGGAUUUGAUAAAAAUCUUGCCAUAGAACUACAAGUGCUGCAAAGUAUACACGCGCUUGUACACACAGGCACACGUACAUGCACACAGACACUCACCACACCUAAAACUGAGCCCACAAUCUUGAAUUUCUAAAUGGAUCAGAGCUUAGUAGUUGCUAUAGUAAAGGCAAGGUCUAUUUCAGGGAUUGUAAAGUAGUUAUGCAUUGUGUCAAAAGUUUUUUUAUAUUUAUUUUUUUUAAGGAAAAGGUAUAGACAACCAGCUAAACUGCCUUUUUGGUGUGCACACACAUUUCAUGUGCAAAUGUGCCUCUGUGUAAAUGUACACAUGAAGUUAGUGUGGGCUUACUUUUCUGUGCUAUAACAAAAGUGUUUAUUUUUUAUUAGCCUCAUGGAUAUUUAGAUUGAAUGUGAUGGCAUUCAUAGGCUUGGUACAUUCCACUGUUACUACUGUUACCGGCACAAAUGAAAAGUGAGACUCAACAGUAAUUCCACUCCCAUGAGACUGUGGUCCUUGUGAUGCAUUAAAAGUGGGGCUUAUCUUUGGUUUGGGGUUCAUUUGAACUCUUGACUCUUAGCUUAGUGAAAAUGAAAUGUCUGUUCUUAGGUAGGAACGGUGUUAUUUAAAAAUCAAUUUAAAAAAAAAAAAGAGCUACCAUAUGUGCUGUCUAUUAUAAAUGGAACACCAAACAAAAUUUUCUAUUAAAGUAAUGUAUUGGCAAACAUUUUGCUGUACAGUACUUCAUAGAUGCAUACGAAGGAGUUCACUUAUUACAAAAACAAACAUUUAAUUUGCUAAAUAGUUUAACAAGUUUGUUACAUAUUGUAUUUAAUUUAAAAGAAAUCUCUUACCAACGUACAUAUUUAUUACUAUAAUUUCCUAUGACUCGAGGUUAAUUUAUUUGUGUUUGCAUAGUUUGAGCAGGAUGUUUUGUGAGAUAUGUUCGUAUUUAUUCGCCUCCUUUGUACUUGAUGUGUUUUGUAAUGUGCACUGAAUUAUUUUUUCUUUUCAACUAUGUUAAUGAUCAAUAUUGUAAAUUGGGUCUUUUGUAAACAGCAAAAAAGGCAAUGAUGUUUGCAUUUUUUAAUUUGAAGUAGUUUGUUUGUACACUGUUUCUCCAAACACUUACUAUUUCUUACAUCAAAGCAACAAAAUUGUGUUCAGUGCUGUACAUUUGGUGUAUGGUAGGAAAUAAAAAUUGGUAACGA
This is a messenger RNA of Nycticebus coucang (slow loris), 5639 nucleotides long. RefSeq names its product ST18 C2H2C-type zinc finger transcription factor (gene ST18). The coding region runs from base 129 to 3272 and encodes 1047 amino acids. Gene Ontology annotation, cellular component: nucleus. Gene Ontology annotation, biological process: regulation of transcription by RNA polymerase II. Gene Ontology annotation, molecular function: RNA polymerase II cis-regulatory region sequence-specific DNA binding; DNA-binding transcription factor activity, RNA polymerase II-specific; zinc ion binding. The record is from RefSeq and is a predicted model, not a curated record. The transcript is spliced from 22 exons. NCBI's taxonomy places the organism in Eukaryota, Metazoa, Chordata, Mammalia, Primates, Lorisidae.